CAAUACAUACAGUGCAAGCACACAUUUACCACAGUGAGUCAACAGUCAUGCGUAGUCCCAUGUCUAUUUCGGUAUGGUUGCCAGUGCUUCUUUGUCUGACCAUAGUUUUGGCAGAAGCUUCACCCAAACAUUCUAAACGACGAGGUUUGUGGACUGCUGAAGAUUUGUUUGAACCAAGAGUCAAGAAAUCGUAUUGUAUCCCUGUCUACAACCCAUGUGGAUGGAACGGGCGGCCUUGUUGCACGGGAUAUACAUGCAAAGAGGCUACCUUAAAGUGGCGUUUUUCAAGACGAUAUAAAUGCUUAUAAUCGGGGCCUAUUAAGCAUGAAAUAUUUAACGAUGCCAGAGAUGACGGACGUGCAUUGGUGCAGUGAGGUAUAAAAACGGAAUGAAAAAAAAAUAAUGAUUCGAUUAGAAAGCAGUGUCUGAUACACAAGAGUGAUAGUCAAGAAUUCCUCCUGUACAAAUUUUCAACAAUUUUAGACUCAAAAUAAAGGAUGACUUGCAAAACA
Molecule: messenger RNA, 512 nt
Organism: Anneissia japonica
Lineage: Eukaryota; Metazoa; Echinodermata; Crinoidea; Comatulida; Comatulidae
Product: omega/kappa-hexatoxin-Ar1g-like
Exons: 3
Coding region: 48-308 (86 amino acids)
Source: RefSeq, a predicted model, not a curated record